CGCUCAAUCGAACCUCCAGUUUGCACAUCGCCCCCUGGUGGCAGAGAGACGCUCUAGGCGCGGAACCAGUUGAGGAACUGGAGGCUCAGAGAACAAAAAGGACUUGGUCAUGGUCUUACACUGAGUUGGUGCCAGUCAGAAUUUGAACGCAGGUGUCCUGACUCCCACUCUAGGACUCCUUCCACUUCACCAGGCAGGCUGUGAAGUCAGUCAAUGUUUGAAACACUUUCAUCACUUCAUUAAGGAGAUCAUCAUCAUGAUUCGAGUGUGCAAGAUAUUUCGUGAAGGCCUUCGUGGAUUCCGGGAGUGUGAGAUCAAGCAGACCGUAGAUGAAAGGAACCCCAUCUUCUCUGCAUGGGAUAAAAGGAAGCAGACCAAACUGACCUUCAACUAUAGCGACUUCUUCUUCGAGCAGGGACACUUCCCUCAAAGAGCUAUUCAAAUUACUCAGAAGAGGCCAGAGUGGAGAGACAAAAAAGAGGUCCGCAACCUCUGCAAGUUUCUGCAGGUGUUGGAAAGCUUCUGGAAUUACAGCCCGCAGAUCCAGCUGCUGCUGGCCAAAGUCAUCCGCUACGAACGGUUUGGCCGCAGGCGUGUGAUCUUUAAGAAGGGGCAUAAGGGCAACAGUUUCUACUUCAUCUACUUGGGGACGGUUGCUAUGACUGCAGAUGAAGAUGGGAGCAGUGCCUUCCUAGAUGCACACCCGGACUUGCUCUACAAGGGCUCAUCUUUUGGGGAGAUGGCUUUGUUGACUGGAGCUGAGAGGAUCGCCACUGUGGUCUGUAUGGAAGACACUGAAUUACUGGUUGUGGACAAGGAGGAUUUAUUUGGUAAUAUGGUGGAUGAGGAGAUGAAGAAGGAAUUUCAAACUCGGUUUAAUUUCUUCAGGGAACAUUAUCUCUUUAAGACAUGGUCUUAUGAGACCCUCUUAAAAGCGGCAAGUAAUUGCAAAGUGGAGAAGUUCUCAUUUGGGCAGCUGAUAGCUCGGAAUGUGACGGAUUCUGGCUUUAUUAUGUUUGUCACAGAGGGCCUGUGUGAUGUCAUCCGGCUGUUGGACCUUUCGACUUGCCGCUCCUAUUACAAGUGGGUAUGGCAGCUGCUGACACCAUUGGAACACAGCCUUCUGGACACUCGGAAAUUUGAAAGCUCUCCCCGGAAAAGAUUUAAAGAUUUUCAGCUCAAAUCCUACCCAGUAAUGGACUUCAGUAAUCUGAAAAUGGCACAUCUGGAGAAGAUUAGGCAGGAAGAAAAAUCUUACAGCUCCACAGACGAUCAACACAAUCCAAAUGGCUUCAAAUCCUUGAAAUCACAGAACAAACGCUUCAGGAUUGGCUCUAGCUCUUGUCCCAUCUCUUUCCCCGUGGUGAUGACGAAGUUCGGACCACUCCCAAAGGAUGCUGUGGCAGGCGUCUAUGUGAAGGUUCACCGCCUGGAGCCAGGCGACGUUCUGGGCCUGCACCAACGCUUCAUGCCUGACAAUUUACAGGAUAAGCGAAAUAUGAUCUUGGUGAGCCGAGGAGCCACACUUAUUCGCAUGAAAAAGGACAUAUUUGAUGGAUUCAUGGAUGCUGAGACCAAAGGAAAAGUGAAAGAAUUGCAGAUUGCCUACCCCAGUGACGAUACUAUAUGCCAGAAGAUCUUGAGGGAAAAUUCAUGGAACAUUUUCCGGAAGGAUCUACUGAAACUCUUGACAAAAUUUCCUCCCUAUGAGAUGUUCACUGCAUUCCGGACCCAAAAAAAGUGCCUCUAUUCACCUCUCUCUAGGGUUCUGGACCUGAAGAGUUUAGGGAAGGAACCAAAGGUCUCAUACCCUAUCUUUAAUUCGAAAGAAGAUCCUGUUCCAAAAAAGAUUCUUCCCCCUCUGAGAGUGGUGGACAGCAUCUCUGCUCCCAGGUACCGACUUAAGGAACUCAUGCCUAUGUAUAAGAGUCCUGGUGUUCUCCUCUGAAGCUAAGGAGAAGAGAUCAAGAUAGCAGCAGCAUUGCUGAAGGCGGGCGCCAAGGCCCUCUGCAUGGGCUUCCACAAGCAGGAGGUCUGAAAAGGCCAAGGAGACUUGUGCUGUUGAACCAAACAAGUAUUGGGUGUUGGCCAGCACAAGGAUUCAUAACUGUUGUCAUGUGUCUUUCUUCAAUUAUCAGAGCCAGGGUAUAAAAAAAGGGCCUGGCCUCUAGUUUACUCUUAGUUGGAAAUUCUCCAGUGCCUUUAUGAAGUUUUCAUGCCUGGUUUUGUAGCAGACAGAAGUUGAAGAGGAAGGAAAAGAAAUGGCCUUGGCUUCGGAAGAGAUCUUGGACGUCCAAUGUUGAGAGGCAGAGCCAGGAUUGGAAACCAGGUCUUCCAAUUCCCAAACCAGUUCCUCUUCCUUGUGGGAGAUCCCUUCUGCACACUGACACAGAAGGGAAAAAAAAGGAAAGAUAAUAGAGGCAAAAGAGGGUGUUGUUAGGGAAUGUUUCUUACCCCAAAGCUGCUUGACUUUUUCUCUAAAAUGGGGGACAUAGGGGCAGCUAUGUGGCACAGUGGAUAGAGCACCAGCCCUGAAGU
Messenger RNA from Phascolarctos cinereus (koala), 2538 nucleotides. Lineage: Eukaryota; Metazoa; Chordata; Mammalia; Diprotodontia; Phascolarctidae. The record is from RefSeq and is a predicted model, not a curated record.